Dothidotthia symphoricarpi CBS 119687 is the source of this 1533-nucleotide messenger RNA. Its product is annotated as MFS general substrate transporter. The coding region runs from base 1 to 1533 and encodes 510 amino acids. The transcript is spliced from 6 exons. NCBI's taxonomy places the organism in Eukaryota, Fungi, Ascomycota, Dothideomycetes, Pleosporales, Dothidotthiaceae. Gene Ontology annotation, molecular function: transmembrane transporter activity. The record is from RefSeq and is a predicted model, not a curated record. Gene Ontology annotation, biological process: transmembrane transport.
AUGGCACAAUCAAGUACAUCCGCUUCAGCACCUGCUGGUCUACAACCAGUCGAGCAUGAAAAACAGACACAGUAUGCUUCUAUUAUCCCACAGGAACAAGGCCGCCUCCAGCUCCAGACCACUAUAUCCGCUACAAGUCACCUUGAUAUGGCUGAUGUCAGCUACGUUGCGACCGGCGACUUGGACCAGGUGUACAACCGGUUCUCCGAACGCCGGAAGAUGAUUAUAGUCGCAGCCAUGUCUUUCUGUAGCUUCCUCGCUCCAGCUUCUUCUACCACUGUCUUGUCUGCUGUCCCUGAAGUAGCAGCGACUUAUGGUUGUGACGGGUCAAUCAUCAAUCUAUCGAAUGCAUUGUACAUGUUGUUCAUGGGCAUCAGCCCUUGCUUCUAUGGACCGUAUGGAAAUAUCUAUGGGAGAAAAUGGGUCUCCGUUGCCAGCGCCACGCUCUUCACUGGUUUUUCUAUCGGCACCGCCCUGGCACCGAACUUGGCGUCGUUUUUUGUUUUCAGAAUUCUUACCGCAUUCCAAGGGACUGCUUUUCUAAUUGUUGGAAGUGCAGUCAUUGGGGACAUAUACAAACCAACUGAACGCGCAACGGCCCUUGGAUGGUUCAUGAGUGGCACUCUCAUUGGGCCUGCUCUAGGUCCAUUCAUCGGAGGUAUCAUCGUAACCUUCCGCACCUGGCGCGACAUCUUCUGGUUGCAAACUGCUCUUGCAGGCACGGCGACGAUUCUUUGCUUCUUCCUCCAGCCAGAAACGAUCCACGAGAAGCGUGCGCAUGAGCUAGAAGGCCUUCCUACAUCUGCGAAAGCGCGCAAGAUGUGGCAAUGGCUGAACCCAUUUCGCGUCGUUCGUCUCUAUCGCUAUCCAAAUCUACUCCUCGCUGCUCUAGCAUCAUCAUCUCUGGUCUGGAACAUGUAUGCUCUCUUGACGCCCAUCCGAUACGUCCUCAACCCUCGUUUCAAUCUCUCCUCGCCAAUGCAAUCCGGCCUUUUUUACAUCGCUCCAGGCUGCGGCUAUCUGCUCGGUACUUUCUUUGGCGGCCGAUGGGCUGACCACUUUGUGAAAAAAUACAUCCGUAUCCGGGGUACACGCAUUGCUGAAGACCGCUUGCGUAGUUGUCUACCUUUCUUAGGCGGAGUAAUUCCAGUAUGCAUGAUCAUCUAUGGCUGGAGUGUUGAGAAGAGGGUCGGUGGUGUCGCGUUGCCCGUCGCUAUGAUGUUUUUGCAAGGCGUAGCGCAACUGUUUUGCUUUCCAAGUCUGAAUGCAUACUGCCUAGAUGUUAUGCAGGGAAGGAGUGCAGAAGUCGUUGCCGGGAAUUAUCUCAUGCGCUAUACAUUUGCUGCUGCUGCGUCUGUUGCUUGUCUUCCGGCUGUGAGAGCUAUAGGCGUGGGAUGGUUUUCCACUAUCGGCGCCUUUUUUCUUAUGGCUGGUGCGGCGGCUACCUAUUAUACUGCGUUGUAUGGGAGAGAAUGGCGAGAGAACAUCGAUACUAAGAAGGCAGCAAAGAAGGAGGGUGACAAUCAGGUUUAG